This is a messenger RNA of Camellia sinensis, 616 nucleotides long. The record is from RefSeq and is a predicted model, not a curated record. Lineage: Eukaryota; Viridiplantae; Streptophyta; Magnoliopsida; Ericales; Theaceae.
UUUAUCCUCUAUAUAAGGAAAUGAAGAACAGAGCUUAGGGUUUUACAUACACUUGGUUGUUCCAUAUCGUUACAGCAGCGGCGACCCACACUGAGACGAAGCACCUGUCUUCUCUUCAACUCUUCCUUCACAGCUGUCGCUGAUUCCUUCACCUCAGAAUGGAGUCUCAGAUCAAGCAUGCCAUAGUGGUGAAAGUUAUGGGUCGCACAGGAUCAAGGGGGCAAGUGACCCAGGUUAGAGUGAAAUUUAUUGAUGAUCAGAACCGGUUUAUCAUGAGGAAUGUCAAGGGCCCAGUGAGGGAAGGGGACGUGCUCACCCUGCUCGAGUCUGAGAGGGAGGCAAGAAGGUUGCGUUGAUCCCUUUCAUUGGCUCUAGCCCUGCAGGUUUUGAUUGCUUGCUAUAUAACCGUACUUUAUGCAUUGAUAGUACUUUGGUAUCUGAGGAUGGGGAUUGAUGAAGUGAAGUGCUAGUUUUGUUUACUGUUUGAGAAUGACAAUUAGUAUGUUUGAGUUUUGUUAAAAGCUUGUAUCAUUUAUGCUUGAGCUGGAGUAAAAUGUUUUAGGUGGUAUUAUUAAGCCAGUGUGAAAUCUCUUCAUUUUAUAUUUUUUGGGCACAA